CUUUUGCAAAUAAGUACUGACUUUCUUUGCCUCUUACACCCUCGUCGUCCAAAUCGAAGUUGGGGGGAGAAAAAUGGUAACCCUAACGGAAUCCGACGACAGAAUAGAGGAAGAGAUCGAAGAAGAAAACAAAGGAACGAUCAGCGAUCAACAGCCCUCCGCGACGCGAAACCCUAACCCUAGAUCGGUGAAGACGAAGGUCCCAGAAGUAGAGGUCCAUCUGUAUCGGAGCGGCAAAGGCCCGGUCGAGACCUUCAAAUCGAGCCUCGGGGGCUGGGAUCAAGAUCAGCUCGAGGUCCAAGACAUCCUCGACAAGUACGGGCUCAAAUCGAUCUUCGCGUUUACUCCGGGUUCGGGUCGAGGGGUUCCGAUUCGAUUCAGUGCGAGGAACGGGAGAUCGAUCCUUACGUAUCGUGAUGGAGCUGUUAUCUAUGUCGAUGGAGAGCCAAAGGACCCUUUACUAAAACCUAUUACAAAGAUUAUUCUCGGAGUUGCAGUGAUGACCCUUAUGAUAGCCAUCUUCAUGAAGGAGACUCCAAAGUGGCUGAAUAUAUCCAAACUCACCGAUACAACCUUCCCUCCUUGGGUUAUUGCUUGCAUGAUUAUAGCUUUCACUCGCUUGAGGAAGAGAACCAAGAAUUUGUUAAACAAGUUCGGGUGGUGAGAGAAUGAAGUCUAUUAAACUUAUACAAGCUUGUGACACUUAGCACUAUUUUUGUAUAUCAAAUUGUUCCAAAAUCUUAUAAUGGUGAGAGAAUGAAGUCUCUUCUGCUCUA
Messenger RNA from Asparagus officinalis (garden asparagus), 776 nucleotides. RefSeq lists its product as uncharacterized. The transcript is spliced from 3 exons. NCBI's taxonomy places the organism in Eukaryota, Viridiplantae, Streptophyta, Magnoliopsida, Asparagales, Asparagaceae. Bases 74 to 664 code for a protein of 196 amino acids. The record is from RefSeq and is a predicted model, not a curated record.